Messenger RNA from Penicillium olsonii, 786 nucleotides. The record is from the annotation of a GenBank genome assembly. Lineage: Eukaryota; Fungi; Ascomycota; Eurotiomycetes; Eurotiales; Aspergillaceae.
AUGGUCUCGAUGGAUAGUUUCCUGAAAGAGUCUCAGCGACUACAUCCCCCAGCAGCUCUCUCUGCCCAUCGGGUCUGCAUCACUGACCUCAAGCUAUCUAACGGCAUCACGCUCAAGAAAGGCUCCCACGUCGCAGUACCAAGUGAUGUCAUCCAGCGAUCUAGCUCGAACUAUGAGAGUCCCGACUCGUUCGAUGGCUUCCGAUUUGUCAAACGUGCCGCUGCCGGAGACAAGAAUUCCCAGCUUGUCGAUCUAAGCCCUGACUAUCUGGUGUUUGGAAUGGGUGUACACGCCUGCCCCGGGCGAUGGAUGGCUAGCGCUCUUAUGAAGUUGGCUCUUGCACAUAUUCUGACUCGGUUUGACAUCACCAUGUCCGAUUCGUCCUCUGAACUUCACAUCAAGAGCUCCCACGAAGAAGCCAAGGCUACCCGCAGGAAAAAGCCCAACAGUAUGAACGAGAGGAGCUCAAGCCCAAGUGAGGAAGAUGACUCCAAUUCCCAGUCCAAGCGCGUUGAAUCUUCAUUCGCUGCAUCGCCUCAGCCCUUCCUUGACCCGCCAACCUGGGAAACCAUGCUCAAGCACAGUCAAGAAAGACUAGCAGCACAGUCAGCAUCAGGUGGCUCUUCAGAGGCCUCUGCAGCUCAGGAGUCGGCUGAGCGGUUGAGACAACGUGUCGAUCGCGAGACGGAGUAUGGGUCCAUGGCUAUCCGGGGUCGGUCAAGUGUACGUGGGCGUGGGAAGAGGGGGAGGGGUAAUGGAAAUGGUUAUUGGGGUGGAAGAUACUGA